Molecule: messenger RNA, 5491 nt
Organism: Anguilla anguilla (European eel)
Lineage: Eukaryota; Metazoa; Chordata; Actinopteri; Anguilliformes; Anguillidae
Product: DNA (cytosine-5)-methyltransferase 3A-like
Exons: 26
Coding region: 59-4567 (1502 amino acids)
Biological process (GO): negative regulation of transcription by RNA polymerase II
Cellular component (GO): nucleus
Molecular function (GO): protein binding; DNA binding; DNA (cytosine-5-)-methyltransferase activity, acting on CpG substrates
Source: RefSeq, a predicted model, not a curated record
GAUCGCUAGUUUAAGCGCCGGGUGUCAGUACCCCAGAGGAAGGAGUCGCUGAGGAAACAUGGCAAUGAAUGUGAAGCUAACGCCUGAUGCUGUGGAUAAGUGUAACCGGUUUGUGCUACUUGCCUGGCUCAAUGAAUCCUUGCAGACCAAAUUUACACAGGUGGAGGAAAUAUGCUCAGGUGCUGUGUAUUGCCAGCUGAUGGACUGGCUCUACCCCGAAUCUCUGGACCUGGCACUAGUGAAGUUCCAGGCUCAGGAGGAGGCCGACUUUAUCCACAACUACAGCCUAUUACAGGCCAGCUUCACCAAGAUGGGAGUGACCAAAUCUGUCCCAGUGGAGGACCUGAUCAAGGGGAAGUUCCGUGACAACUUCACCUUCCUAAAAUGGUUCAAGAAGUUUUUCGACGUAAAUUUCUGUGGCCAGAUCUACUGCCCCCUGGAGGCCCGUGAUGGCCAAAGCAUCCUGGCUGUGAAGGUGUACGGCUCUGUUCCCCUAACCAGGAGUCUCCUGGAGGACCCAGCGCUGAAGCUGAAGUCCAUAUUGGACUCCAAGGAGGAGACCCCGAGCAAGACCAGGAAGCGCAUCGUCUUCCAGGACAGCUGGCAGGAGAACUACAGCUGGGCGGAGCCCAGCAAGCUGGGCGACACCUACGCCCACUGUCCGCUGUGCAACAUCAACCUCAACGUCAACCACAGCGGAAUACUGGACCUGAAACGCCACAACCAGAGCAAGAGGCACCGCCUGAACGCCAAGGAGGUGGGGAACCCCACGCCCCCGGAUUCGCCUCCCUGCAGCGAAACCACGCUGAGGUUGAUCGAGAAGUACAGCGGCGGCUCGGACGCGCUGAGGAAGGGGCGCGGCGGUGAUGAGGGCGGGGUCUCGGCCGCGGCCGCUCGCUCCGUGCUGGGGUCGGGCUACCCAGCUGACCUGGCGUCGGCGUGCGCAGAGACGCCGUACUGCGUGUACCUGUAUCGCGGGGUGCAGCUGCAGGGCGGGGCCUCCACCUGCUGCGCUGUGCUGCUGGGGUUCUUCGACGAGGCCGCCGGGCGGAGGCGGGUGCGGCUGCUGGACGCGGUGCGGCCAGAGGCGGGCGAGGACAGCGACGUGGUUGCCGCGGUUUCCGCCAGCCUGGCGGAGACGCUGAAGCGCUUCCAGAUCCCCGCUCACAAAAUGGCCGCCCUCUACGUGGACGGCGAGGCGGAGAGCGCGGCGCAGAUCAGCGAGCGGGUGCAGGAGCUCAGCCCCAAAGCGGUGCCCGUGGCCGGGCUCUACGGGCUGGCCGAUCGGGCGUGCCAGGUGGGCGUGGCGGCACUGACGGGCCCCAUCCCCAAGCUCCUCGCCGACAUUCACCGCCACUACUCCUCUGCCUGCGCCGCCGCCAACGACAACCUUAAGGAGCUGUUUGCCCACACGGGGGCGCUGCCGGAGCUCUCCGGCCACUGCCUCUCCUUCGCUGGGGUCGUGCAGAAGAUGCCGGAAAUGUGGCCCGACCUGGUCUCCUAUUUCGCGUCCUGCGAGCCCGAAGACGAGGGGGCGGGGCCGAUCCGGGCGCGUCUGGAGGAGCCGGAGAGCAGGGCGAUGCUGAGCUUCCUGGGCCACGCCCUGGAGCCGCUGCGCGCCUUCCAGGAGCUGCUGGAGGGGGGCGGGGAGGACGGGUGGCGGGCAGAUCUGCCCCACAUCCUUUGGGUCGCCAGCGGCCUCCUGCGGCGGUAUGCCACCCGCUUGCUGCGCCCGCACGCCAUGGUCAAGUACCUGAAGGAGCGAGACCCCGCCAUGCUGGCAAACAGGAAGCUCCGUCUCCCGCAGGCGGAGCUGGACGUGGGCCUGGCUGCCCGGGAGUUCCUGAGCGGGGACGGUUUUGCCGAGGAGGCCCUGGCCUUCUAUUCGGCGGUGAUGGGCGCGGUGGCGGACAGCCUGCCGCUGAGCGACGGGCUCCUGCGCGACAUGGCCUGCCUCUUGAGCCCCACCCGCCGCCUGCAGCUCAGCCCCAAGGUGGUGGGGGGCCUGGGGGCCCAGCUGGGUCUCUGUGGGACCCCUGACCUGGCCACACAGCUCACGCAGCAGUUCCAGGAGUUCCAGCUGGCCGAGAGGGAGGAGUCUCCCAAGGACCUGCCCUUGGAGCAGGACUGGGGGGCGGCGCUGAAGAACAUGGGACGGGACUCCAUCUACCGGAAACUCAUCCUGACACUCCUGGCCCUGCCCUGUCCACCCCUGGACCUGCAGAGCGUUUUCUCUCAGGCCUUGGAGAAUGGAGAUUCCGUCCUACUGGAUGAGGUGACCGAGAGCGAGCUGGACCUGACCAAUGACAGUACUCUGUCCGACGCCACGCCUUCCUCUCCCCUCCAAAAUGGAGGCACCAAGGUGGGACCAGACAGCUCCUCAAGCAGCUCUGCAGAGGUGCCCGGCUUGGCAGACGCAGUGAAGCCGUGUGCUGUGGUGCUGGAGAAGAUACCGAAGGCAGACUCAAAGGCGUCUGAGACGUUCUUCAUUGAGGAUGACAUCAUCUGGUCCAGCUCCUGUGAGGAGGGCUCCGUUAGGGGGAUUUGUGGAUGGGAGAGAAGUCUCCGACAGAAGCCUCAGGCUCGAACCGUGUUUCAGGCAGGGGUUGGGACCUGGGGGAAGCCGCAGAGCCUCGAGAAGGACACAAAUGCCCCCAAAACAGCCCCUGCUGGGUCAACUCAAGAGAGUUCCAUAACAUCCACCCCGAAGGCAGCCACUCCAAGCCCAAAACGCUCUAAGAAGACCUAUCCGUACCAGGAUGAGAAGGGGUUUUGCAUGGGAGAGCUGGUUUGGGGGAAGGUGAAGGGUUUCUCCUGGUGGCCAGGGCUGGUCGUGGGGUGGAAAUCCAAGCAGGUUCCCCUGGGCAUGCGCCGGGUGGAGUGGUUCGGAGAUGGAAUGUUCUCAGAGAUCUACACAGAGCGUCUCCUGCCAUUCGCUGCCUUUGCCAAGUGUUUCUGUUCCAACUCCUUUGCCAGCCUGCCUGCAUACAAGGAAGCGAUCUACCAGAUCCUCGAGCUGGCAGUGGACAGGUGUGGAAAGGUGUUCCCACCAGGGAAGGAUGGGGGGAAGGAUGAGGAGAUAAAAGUGAUGAUGGACUGGGCCUUCGGGGGAUUCGAACCCAGCGGACCCGACGGCUUCCAGCCACCUGUGGAGGCCAGCGAGUCCCUGGAAACUUCUCUGGCUGAAUACCAGCCUCCCGCCAAGAGGAAGUACUUGCAUAAGAACAAAGCUAGUCCUGACCAGGACUUCAGCAGAGACCAAAUGGUGCAGGAAGUGCAAAAGAGGGGCAAGAGCAUUGAAGAUUUCUGCCUUUGCUGUGGGAGCGUGUACGUAGAGAUCUUCCACCCGCUCUUCGAGGGAGGCUUAUGCCUCAAAUGCAAGGACAACUUCACAGAGACGCUGUACCGCUACGAUGAUGAUGGGUACCAGUCAUACUGCACCGUGUGCUGUGCGGGCCUGGAGGUCAUCCUGUGUGGAAAUAACAGUUGUUGCCGGUGUUACUGUAAGGACUGCCUGAACUCUCUGGUGGGCCCCGGGACCUUUGAGCAGCUGAAGGACGUGGACCCCUGGAGCUGCUACCUGUGCCUGCCGUCCCAGCGAUACGGGCUGCUGAGACGCCGGCCCGACUGGAGCGUGCGCGUGCAGGAGUUCUUCGCCAACGAGAGCGCCAUGGAAUUCGAGCCCCACAGAGUGUACCCCUCCAUCCCUGCUAACCAGCGGAGGCCCAUUAAGGUGUUGUCCCUUUUUGACGGCAUUGCCACAGGCUACCUGGUUUUGCGUGACCUGGGCUUCAAGGUGGAAAGGUACAUUGCCUCAGAGAUCUGUGAGGACUCCAUCGCUGUGGGGAUGAUCAAACACGAGGGCAAAAUUGAGCAUGUCAACGAUGUGCGGACCAUAACCAGGAAGCACAUUGCUGAGUGGGGCCCCUUUGACCUUCUGAUUGGCGGGAGUCCAUGCAAUGACCUCUCCAUGGUGAAUCCAGCGCGGAAGGGCCUUUUUGAGGGCACCGGCAGGCUGUUUUUUGAAUACUACCGAAUGCUGACAAUGAUGAGGCCGAAGGAGGACGAUCCCCGCCCCUUCUUCUGGCUGUUUGAGAAUGUGGUCGCCAUGGGCAGCCGCGACAAGGCCGACAUCUGCCGCUUUCUGGAGUGUAACCCGAUUCUGAUUGAUGCGGUGAAAGUGAGCCCAGCCCACAGGGCUCGGUACUUCUGGGGAAACCUGCCAGGGAUGAACAGGCCCCUUGCUACGUCCCUCACCGACUGCUGCAACCUUCAGGGCUGCCUUGAGAUCGGGCGACUAGCCAAGUUUGAGAAAGUGCGCACCAUCACCACUAAAUCCAACUCCAUCCGACAGGGCAAGUCCGAGACUCUACCCGUCACUAUGAACGGGAAGGACGACUAUCUGUGGUGUACAGAGAUAGAGAGGAUUUUUGGUUUUCCCAAACAUUACACCGAUGUGAACAACAUGGGGCGAGGUCAGCGUCAGAAGGUUCUGGGGCGGUCCUGGAGUGUCCCCGUGAUCCGACACCUGUUUGCCCCUCUGAAGGACUACUUUGCCUGCGAAUAAGGGAGGACAUCCUCACCCUUCCAACCUUCUCCUAUCCCUACCCCCAGUCGGUUGCUUGGCAAUAGCAGCACCAGCAAUGAUUGGUUGGAAUGCAGCCUCACUUAGCAGCCAUAUUUCAGGCCUGCCUUGCAUCUGCAUGUUGACGACCAUGCACCUAACUGAGAUAAGUGAGCACAGAUCAUCCCCUGAUUGCAUGGGAGGAGAGUUGCUUGUUAUUCGCUUGUCCCGUACGUAGGGAAAUCCAUCUCCUAGGUCUUGAUUGGGUCGGCGAAUCACCCGCUGCUUUCAAUUGCUCAGCACUUUGUGCAUGAUUAUCUCAGUUUAGAAUCCCGUCAUCACCAUGCGUGCUAGCAGGCCUUAUGUAUGGCCUAUAAGCAAGGCAGUGUCAACGGGGGGUGAGGCAAAAACGAAUCCCCUCCCUUUCAGCCUUUUGAACUUAAAUUAAUGAAUUAAAUUAAACUUCUCACAAACCUCCACAGGCACUCAGGGCUCACAGAAAAACCUUGCUCUACCUUUUAAACGUGAUUUUAAUGAAUCGGCACAUUUUAAAUGGCUCGUGAUUCCAUUUUGUUAUCUAUAGAUGGGGUCUCACUGCCUCUCUGGUCUAGUCCGUAAGACAGCGACACUUCCAUACACUACCUGGCCAAAAAAAAAGUCGCACACUCUAAUAUUUCGUUGGACCGCCUUUAGCUUUGAUUACAGUGCGCAUUCAUCGUGGCAUUGUUUCAACAACCUUAUGCAAUGUCACAACAUGUAUUUCUGUCCAGAAUUGCAUUAAUUUUUGGCCGAGAUCUUAUAUUGAUGACGUGAGAGUCAAACUACUCUAUAAAGUCUUCUCCAGCACAUCCCAAAGACUUUCAGUGGGGUUAAGGUCAGGACUCUGUGGUGGCCAAUUCAUGUGUGAAAAUGAUUCCUCAUGCUCCC